This is a messenger RNA of Solea senegalensis (Senegalese sole), 3868 nucleotides long. It is a transcript of the gene slc26a2, whose product is annotated as solute carrier family 26 member 2. Gene Ontology annotation, biological process: transmembrane transport. Lineage: Eukaryota; Metazoa; Chordata; Actinopteri; Pleuronectiformes; Soleidae. The transcript is spliced from 5 exons. The record is from RefSeq and is a predicted model, not a curated record. Gene Ontology annotation, molecular function: bicarbonate transmembrane transporter activity; chloride transmembrane transporter activity; secondary active sulfate transmembrane transporter activity. Bases 143 to 2311 code for a protein of 722 amino acids. Gene Ontology annotation, cellular component: membrane.
CUCCCUCUGACGUCAUCACGCACGAAGCAACAGCCGGCUAGGUGAGUGUGUUUGAGGCGGAAUCAAAAACCAUGAAUGCGUUUUCGGAUUGAAACCGAUUGACAGUCCCGUAAUCGAGGUUACAGCUCCGGGCCUGGAGAUCAUGACUCCUGACGACACCUGCUGCGUGACAGCAGAAGAUGGAGGAGAAGGCGAUCAUCUGCAGCCUCUCCUUCUUGAGCGAGUGGACAAAGGACCGGAGAAAAGCUGUCAAACUGUCUUGCGGCAACGGCUGAAGAAACACUGCACGUGCACUUCAAAGAAGGCGAAAUCCAAAGUACUGGGCUUCUUCCCCAUUCUGAAAUGGCUGCCAAAGUACCAGCUCAAGGACUGGAUUCUGGGCGACGCCAUGUCGGGACUGAUUGUUGGAAUCCUGUUGGUUCCACAGUCCAUAGCUUACUCUUUAUUGGCCAGUCAGGACCCGAUAUACGGUCUCUACACGUCCUUCUUCUCCUCCAUCAUCUACGCCCUCUUGGGCACCUCCAGACACAUCUCUGUGGGCAUCUUUGGUGUGCUCUGCCUGCUCGUGGGCCAGGUGGUGGACCGGGAGCUGGCUUUGGCGGGAUACCUCACAGAGAGCGGCGGCUUCAGUGAUAACAACAGCGCCGUCCUGCUGGCUGGCCAGGGGAACGGCAGUGUUGAGUGGGCAUGUGACAGAAGUUGCUAUGCGAUCACGGUGGGCGCUACGGUGACGUUUACUGCCGGGGUUUACCAGGUGCUCAUGGGCCUCUUCCAAGUGGGCUUCGUCUCCGUCUACCUCUCAGACUCGCUCCUCAGUGGCUUCGCGACAGGAGCCUCCUUGACCAUCCUCACCUCGCAGAUCAAGUACCUUUUGGGUCUGAAGAUCCCCAGGCCUCAGGGUUGGUUCACGCUGUUCAAGACGUGGUACGGAAUACUCACCAACCUGGGAAACACCAACAUCUGUGACUUGGUGACCAGUCUGGUGUGUUUGCUGGUUCUAGUACCUACCAAGGAACUCAACUAUCGCUUCAAAUCCAAGCUGAAGGCCCCGAUUCCCUUCGAGCUCUUUGUGGUGAUCAUUGCGACUCUGGCGUCUCACUUCGGCAAGUUCAACACGGAGUACGGCUCGAGCGUGGCCGGUGACAUUCCCACGGGCUUCCUCCCGCCUCAGCUGCCCUCGUGGUCUCUGAUUCCCAACGUGGCCGUCGACGCCUUCUCCAUCGCCAUCGUGGGAUUUGCCAUCACCGUCUCGCUCUCUGAAAUGUUCGCCAAGAAGCACGGCUACGCGGUGGACGCCAACCAGGAGAUGUACGCCAUCGGCUUCUGCAACAUCCUGCCGUCGUUCUUCCGCUGUUUCACCACCAGCGCCGCGCUCACCAAAACGCUGGUCAAGGAGUCGACGGGAUGCCAGACGCAGGUGUCCGGCCUGAUCACCGCCCUCGUCCUCCUGCUGGUGCUUCUGGUUAUUGCGCCGCUCUUCUUUUCCCUUCAAAAGUGCGUCCUCGCCGUCAUCAUCGUGGUCAACCUCCGCGGCGCGCUGCGCAAGUUCAUGGACAUCCCUCGCAUGUGGCGCUCCAACCCCGUGGACGCCUCCAUCUGGCUCGUGACCAUGCUGACGUCGUCGCUGGUCAACACGGAGCUGGGUCUCCUCGUCGGGCUCCUGGUGUCGGCCUUCUGCGUGCUGGGCCGCACGCAGCAAGCCCAGGUCCGCGAGCUGGGCCGCGCCAAGAACCGGGAGCAUUACGAGGCGCUGUCGUCCUACCGGGGACUCCACACUCACCCGGGUGUUGCCGUUUUCCGGUACGACGCUCCGAUCUACUACGCCAACCAGAGCUUGUUCAAGAAAUCGCUGUACGGCCGUGUGGGUCUCGACCCGGUGAAGGAGAGAUUGCGGCGCCUGAAGUUCGAGAAGAAGCAAACGAAGAACAACAACAAAGAGCUGGAGGAGGUCGUGGGAGUUCCGGAUAUGUCGGAGAAGGACGGCGCAGACGCCACCGUGACAGUCAGCGUGACGCCUGAUGGGAAACCUGGCCCCCGCAGCGUCGUGUUGGACUGCAGUGCCAUCUUGUUUCUGGACACGGCGGGAGUGAACGUGCUGAAGGAGGUGCGCAAGGAUUACAGAGACGUCGGGGUGAAGGUGGUUCUGGCUCAGUGCAGUACGUCGGUGCUGGACACGCUGGAAAGAGGCGGCUACUUCCCCGACGAGAAAGACGAUGGAGACAAAGUCUUCUUCACCAUUGCAGACGCCGUCCACUACAUCUACGUCCAAAACGUCCCCGUGUCCAACGGAGACUGUGAAGCCAAAUGCUAGUAAUCAAAAAAUAUCCGUCCAAAAAUGAACAGUGAUGCAAAACAAAAAGUUGCCUUUGUGCCUUAAAAUGUUACAAUCAUGUGGAACCAAUGCAUGAAUUUAUACUAGUGGUGUCCAAAGACUGGGACGGGACCCACAAAUGGGUCACGGGGGAUUUUUUGGGGUCCCAAAAAGUAAGUUUGUUAAAAAAGAUUAUUUACCAAUUUAAAAUUAUAUCAGGUGUUACAGAUAUGACUGUAUAUCACGGUCAUUAUUUAUUUUGGGUCACGAUAGUUUUUAAAAAGUGGGUCUUCUUAAGGAAAGUUUGGGAAACACUAAUUUAUACUGUUUGUUUACUUAAAAAAGACAUGAAGCCUAAGUACUUUGUACUUAAAAUUGAAGUUUUACACGUUUGUUUGAAAGUCAGUUACUGUUAUUUCCGCGACACAAUGUACAGAUGAAUUGCUUUUCAUUAAUUGAUUGCUCUGUGAAUGUUUUUGGUUCGUGAAAUGUCAGAAAAUCAGUCAACAUGUGACAUUUUUAAAAUAUUCUUCUCAGCUAGAGUUAAGUAAAUGUAAGGGUUAGUCGUGCUCAGAAGAAAAUCUCUGCGAUCAUAAUAAUAAUAAUAUUGCAGGUUUAAGGGGGAUUUUAAUGCUGCUUUAACAGAAAUGUCUUAGUAGGUGUAGUCGUUAUAUAUUUUGUAAAAGCUGUUGCUGUUAAGACUGAAUCUAUGCAAUCUUUGUAAUCACAAGCAGGCUGUUCCUGGCCAUGAAUGUACUUUCAUUUAUGAAUCUAUAAUUACAAUAAUCAAGGAAAAAGUUUAAGUUAUUGUUUAGUGAAGCUGUUUACUGUCCAUUUUUGCACCGUUCAUCUAUUUAAACCGCAGUGCCUACACUGUAAAUGGUGACACCUGUUCAGUGCCUAAUAUACUGUUUAUGUGUGUUUUGUGAACGUUUUCAUACCAUGUCCUUUUAAUAGAUGACUUUUAUUGUCACAACUGGAAAACUGAGCCGUCUCGCACAAAUAUUACGCUCACAAAAAGAGUUUUUUAAGAACAAAUGUCAUGAUUUGGAAGUGGAGAAUCUCAUAUUGAGUCAGUUUUUUUGCCACCAGUGAAUGUUUUCACUCUGAUGCACUACGUUAGGAUGUUUGAAGACAAGUUUAAUCUUGACUUGUACCUCAUAAUCACUGCUUUUGUGUUUGUGUUAAAGAGCCCGUUCAGACCUGGUAUUAACAUCACCGGUUAUUAAAGCAGAUUAGUCCGAGUCCAGGCAGAGAAAGUUCUCUGGGAAUCGUGUGUGAAUAAAAAACAAAACAUCCUCAGUUCACAUUGAAUACCGCAUGCUCAAAUGACUUUAAUCACAAUUAAUCCCAUAAUUUUCCGUCAGUAACUCCACAACAAUAAUAAUAUGUACUUAGUGCAAAGACUGUUCAGCAUGUUCUCCACAGUAACUUUAAAAAUGCUCUAAUAAUAUGCUGGAAAUAUGCUUACAGUGGUAAGUGGACUCUAAAUUUGCUGGGGUUAUUGAAUGCAUGUUUCUUGGAGCUCAAUAAAUUGACAAUCCCGCUUUACUCUCA